AUGAAAACGGAGGUGGCGGGUGAGAACACUGUGACUAGGUGUGUAAUUAGGCGAAAAAAGGUGAGCAGAACUGAGUUAGGUGGCCAACACCUUCUCAUUUUCCUCCCUUUCUUCUCAGUCUGUUUAAUAAACCCUUCUCUAUGUAUUGCACUGCUCUCUCUCUCGUCUUUCUUUUCUCACCUCUCUUUCCCUUAUCUAUCUAUCUAUCUAUCUAUCUAUCUAUCUAUCUAUCUAUCUCAGUUUUCCUUAUCUAUCUAUCUAUCUAUCUAUCUAUCUAUCUAUCUCAGUUUCCCUUAUCUAUCUAUCUAUCUAUCUAUCUAUCUAUCUAUCUAUCUCAGUUUCCCUUAUCUAUCUAUCUAUCUAUCUCAGUUUCCCUUAUCUAUCUAUCUAAGUUUCCCUUAUCUAUCUAUCUAUCUAUCUAUCUAUCUAUCUAUCUAUCUAUCUAUCUAUCUAUUUCAGUUUCCCUUAUCUAUCUAUCUAUCUAUCUAUCUAUCUAUCUAUUUCAGUUUCCCUUAUCUAUCUAUCUAUCUAUCUAUCUAUCUAUUUCAUCCCCCUUGUAAAAUUUUGAUUAUUUAUAUGAAACCCGUCUCUUUGUUUCUCCCUCUCAAUUUGUAUCUGUCUAAUAUUCUAUCUAUCUACGUAGGACACUUAAUAUAG
This is a messenger RNA of Acanthosepion pharaonis, 657 nucleotides long. The record is from the annotation of a GenBank genome assembly. NCBI's taxonomy places the organism in Eukaryota, Metazoa, Mollusca, Cephalopoda, Sepiida, Sepiidae.